GGCCUGUGGAUGUCUGGAAGAAAGGGAUCUACCUCAAUUCUUUCUGCAAGAGUUUGGAUUGAGUUUUAAAUGCAUCGUUCCUACUGACCCGGACUGCCGAAGGAUUGCAAUGCUCCUCCAUUCCUCUCAUUUCCAUAGCUUUGUAUUGAAAUUAUCAAACCAUCCACGAUGGAAUGACCCCAAAGACCAGCGAUUGUCCCCUUGCACACUAUCGUCUUUCCUGCUGUAUUGGGUGCUGCUGGCAGUGUUGACUCUUCCUCGCUCUGUACAUUGUAGAACAUACAAGCUCGGGGUGGUCGGACCUUGGGCGUGUGACCCUCUUUUUGCCAAAGCUCUCCCGAAGGCUGCCGCUCAGCUUGCCGUUGAUCGGAUCAGAAAGGACUCCUCUCUGGACCUUGGCACUCGCUUCGAUUAUGUGAUACUGAAUGAAGACUGCCAAACCUCCAAGGCUUUGUCUGCUUUCCUUCGCUUUUCAGAACUUGCUACUGGGUUUGUCGGCCCUACAAACUCAGGCUACUGCGACGCCGCUUCCUUUCUGGGCAAGAACUGGGACAGGGUCAUCUUCUCGUGGGCUUGUGUAAACCACGAGCUGGAUGAUACCUCCAGUCACCCCACCUUCGUGAGGACCUUGCCCUCGCCCACAAGAGUGCUCCUCAGUGUGAUGAAGUACUUCCGAUGGGCCCACGUCGCCAUCAUCUCCUCCGACCAGGACAUUUGGGUAGACACGGCCGGCAAGCUGGCCGCUGCCCUCAGGAGCCAGGGCCUGCCUGUGGGAGCCGUGCUGUCGAUGGGCAGGGAGCCCAAGACUGUCAGGCAAGCUCUGAGGAAAAUAAGGGAAGUUGACAAACUUCGCAUAAUAAUCAUGUGCAUGCACUCGGUGCUGAUCGGAGGCGAGGAGCAGGGACAGCUGCUGGAGGCCGCCCAUGACCUACAGAUGACAGAAGGAGGCAUCGUGUUUGUGCCCUAUGAUGCUCUGCUCUACAGCCUCCCCUACAAGAACACCCCUUACCCCGUGCUCGUCAACAACUCCAAGCUACAGAAGGCUUACGAUGCAGUGCUGACCAUCACCAUGGAUUCCAAGCAGCUGUCCUUCCGCCAGGCAUUGCAGGAGAGCGUGCGAAGGCGAGAACUUGAAACAUCAAUAAAACCCGAGCAGGUGUCACCGCUGUUUGGGACGAUCUACAACGCAGUCUAUUUAGUUGCCAAAGCUCUGGAUAACAACAGGAAACACAGAGCCUGGAGCUCGGGCGCCAACAUCGCCAAGUACUCCAGAAAUGUGGAGUUUAACGGCUUCAACCAGCGCAUCUGGACGGACAGGCAGGGGCUCGUGCACAGCGAUUACGUCAUCCUGGACAUGGACGGCAACGGGAACGAGCUGCACUGCAGCCACGUCCUGGACCUGGGGGCUGACCUGAUGCGGUUCACGGGCAGAGCCAUCCAUUACCCCAACGGAGACGCACCCCGGUCAGACCCCGCCUGCUGGUUUAACCGCGGGAGGAUCUGCAACGGAGGAGUUGAUCCACUGAUGGUUUUAGCUGUGUCUCUCGGGAUCGUACUUGGUGCCCUCAUCAGCAUAGUGCUCGCUUAUUUCAUAAGGCGCCGAGUAAUUCAACUGCGAUUGGUCAGAGGCCCGAACAAGAUCCUACUGACCAUGGACGAUGUGACAUUCAUAAACCCUCAACUCAGCAAAAAGGUUUACAGUCGGAUCGGUGACGGGAGAAUGAGCUUCUCUGAGGCCAGGAGCGCGAAGUCUGCCGCGCUAUCGUCGUCACUGAAAAGCUUGACCCCCGCCACUUACGAGAACUCCAAUGUAGCGAUUUACGAGGGGGACUGGGUUUGGCUAAAAAAGUUCCCUUACGGAGAUUUCAGAAGAAUCAAGCCAGGCACGACGGCGGUGUUUGAGUUGAUGAAGGAUCUGCGGCAAGAGAAUGUGAACCUUUUUCUCGGCUUCUUCUAUGACUGCGGGCUGCUGGCCAUCGUGACAGAGUUCUGCACCCGCGGGAGCCUCCAGGACCUUCUGAGCAACCAGGACGUGAAGCUGGACUGGAUGUUCAAGUCGUCACUUCUGCUGGAUCUGAUCAAGGGCAUGAAGUAUUUACACCAUCGAGAUUACGUGCACGGGCGGCUGAAGUCACGGAACUGCGUGGUGGACGGUCGCUUCGUGCUCAAAGUGACGGACUACGGAUACAUGGAGGUGGUGGAGGCUCAGCGGGUCCCACUGGCGGAGCCGAAAGUAGAAGACUUCCUAUGGACGGCCCCCGAGAUCCUGCAAACUGAAUCCUUUCACAACGGCACCAAGAAGGGCGACGUGUACAGCUUCUCCAUAAUCAUGCAGGAGGUGGUGGUCCGUGGACCCCCGUACUGCAUGUUCGAUCUCACAGUUGAAGAUAUUAUUCAGAAGGUAAAGAAGCCGCCUCCUGUGUUCCGACCGAACAUUAACCCGGAUCACGCUCCCCCCGAGUGCAUUCAGCUGAUGAGACAUUGCUGGACCGAGGUGCCUGAGAGGAGAUACAACUUCGAGGAGAUCUUUGACCAGUUCAAAAACAUCAACAAGGGUAAAACCAACAUCAUUGACUCCAUGCUGAGGAUGCUGGAGCAGUACUCCAGCAACUUGGAGGACCUGAUCAGGGAGAGGACCGAGGAGUUAGAGAUCGAGAAACAGAAAACAGAGAAGCUGCUAACACAGAUGUUACCUCAGUCGGUGUCGGAGUCGCUGAAACUGGGCAACACAGUGGAGCCCGAGCACUUUGACCAGGUCUCCCUGUACUUCAGCGAUAUCGUUGGCUUCACCACGAUAUCGGCCAACAGCGAGCCUAUUGAGGUGGUCGACCUCCUGAACGACCUCUACACGCUGUUUGACGCAGUGCUGGACAAUCACGAUGUCUACAAGGUGGAGACGAUCGGAGAUGCGUACAUGGUGGCCUCCGGGCUCCCGACGAGGAACGGCAACCGGCACACGGCCGAGAUCGCAAACAUGUCGCUGGACAUCCUGAGCGCAGUGGGUACCUUUAAAAUGAGACAUAUGCCAGAUGUGCCAGUCAGAAUCCGCAUAGGUCUGCACUCAGGACCAUGUGUCGCGGGGGUGGUGGGGCUGACCAUGCCUCGGUACUGUCUGUUUGGGGACACAGUGACAACGGCUUCCCGUAUGGAAUCCUCCGGCUUCCCUUACCGCAUUCAAGUCAACCAAAGUACUGUUAAGAUACUUCAAGAUCUGAAUGAAGGAUACAGGCUUCAGUUGAGAGGCAGGGCGGAGCUCAAAGGUAAAGCAAUAGAAGAAACGUAUUGGCUUGUAGGCAAAGAUGGUUUCACCAAACCUUUACCGGUUCCUCCACAAUAUAAGCCGGGGCAAACUGCUCAUGGUCUGCAGUUGGAAGAGAUGGCACCGUACAGAAAAAAAAGAGCGCAAAAGCUUCAAAAAGGAAAAAACGAGCCCUGAAGGCACAAAGAAGUUUCAGUUCAAGAAGACAGUGAAGAAGAUCGCACAAGUCAAGCAGGUCCUCUCAUACCUCCCAACCACGGAGCAUGUGGGCAGAUGCCCAGAUGGCGACCCAAAUCCCCUGCUAAGGAGAUAAUGAAGUGGCUAAGAAGGACAUUGCAGAAGGUUAUUUCCUUUAAAGACAUUACAGCCGUCGAGGUGGAUUACCAAAGCCCAUCCCCAGGAAGGAGCUUGUGUGUCACUUGUAAUUACCAAAGGACAUCCAGGGUAGAACGUUAGCCGCUGUCCCAAAAGGACGUUCCUUUUAAAACACAGUCUCGCUGCACUAAAUAAGGAGUUUCUAACUCUACAAACACACGCACCCCACCCACUCGCGCGCCCACAAAAAGACUGUUUUUAUGUAUUAAUUACAAAGACUUUCUAAUCCUAGUAAUUUAAACUUCAGAACCCUCCACAUCCUCCCU
Callorhinchus milii (elephant shark) is the source of this 3900-nucleotide messenger RNA. RefSeq names its product retinal guanylyl cyclase 2. Gene Ontology annotation, molecular function: peptide receptor activity; ATP binding; protein kinase activity. Lineage: Eukaryota; Metazoa; Chordata; Chondrichthyes; Chimaeriformes; Callorhinchidae. Gene Ontology annotation, biological process: receptor guanylyl cyclase signaling pathway; cGMP biosynthetic process; protein phosphorylation. The record is from RefSeq and is a predicted model, not a curated record.